This is a messenger RNA of Physeter macrocephalus (sperm whale), 2555 nucleotides long. RefSeq lists its product as uncharacterized. The record is from RefSeq and is a predicted model, not a curated record. The transcript has a single exon. NCBI's taxonomy places the organism in Eukaryota, Metazoa, Chordata, Mammalia, Artiodactyla, Physeteridae. Bases 810 to 1271 code for a protein of 153 amino acids. Gene Ontology annotation, molecular function: enzyme regulator activity; calcium ion binding.
AUUCUGCAGGGACAGGAAGGCUUCCCCUCAGCUCUAAAAUCACACUUUGAACAUUCAGUUAAUAAACAAGUCUCAGCACCACCUGUGCACCAGGCUCUGAAUGCAACCGGCUCCCUGCUUUCCCGAAGCAAAAAGGCAGGCGGCCGCAUCCCCGCCUAAGGAUCUGCCAGCCACGCUGGGCUGGAGAGUGAUGACGCCCGCAGUGCCAUUCUGGGAGAAUCCCACUCAAUUCUACCACCAUCUGCCCUCCACCAGCCCCGCCCCAUGGCAUGAGAGCUGGCCAGCAGCCCCGAGAGAGAACGGGAAGUCUGGACACAGCCCUCCCACUCCUGCAGGGCCUGCCAUGUCCACUGAGGGAGGCUCCCCGCCCCUUCCCACCCGUCUCUAAGAUUGGGGAAGCCCUCCUGAGCCCCCUCCCCAGCUGGGCCAGGGUCCCUGUGAGAGUCACAUGGGCAAAAGCCUCUGGGGUGCCGUGGUUGGCCAUCGGGAGUGGGUGAGGCCGGGGUGCCUGCCACCUCUCCUGGGCAGACCGGCCGCUCCAGUUCCUGCGUUUCUCGUCUGUGGCCCGCUGUCCCUCCCUAGGAGGAGGAUUUCACCCCAGGACGUGGGGUGGGUAGGCAGGCUUCCUGCUCCCUUUGCUCGGAUUUUCAGAAAAGGAGGGGGUUCCCAUCCUGUGGCAAGGCUGCCACUGGAGCUCUGUCCUCAGACCGACACAGCCUCGGUCCCGCCGCUUGUCCCAGCUCUGACGUGAGCCCCUUGGGCGGGUUGGCAGCAGGCUCAGAAGAAGCUCCGUAGAAGGUGCGAGAGACAUGGCCGAGCAGCUGUCCAAAGAGCAGGUGGCCGAGUUCAUGGAGGCCUUCGACAGGUUCGACAAGGACAAAGACGGUGCCAUCCACAUCCAGGAGCUGGGCGCCGUGAUGCAGGAGCUGGGCCUGAACCCGUCGGAGGCCGCGCUGAAGGUGUCCGUCGCCAGGGUGGAUGAGGACGGCGAUGGUGUCAUCAGCUCCCAGGAGUUCCUGGCAGUGAUAGCCAAGGGGGUUCAGGCCCGGGCCAGAGCGGAUGACCUGAGGACAGCCUUCCACGCCUUCGACCUGGACGGCAACGGCCUCAUCAACGUGGAUGAGCUCAAGCAGGCCAUGACCCAGCUGGAGGAGGUGUCCCAGGAGGAGGUGUCCCAGGAGGAGCUGGCCAUCCUGAUCCGGGAGGCUGACGUGGACCGGGACGGGCGGGUGAACUACGAGGAGUUCGUGCGCGUCCUCACCCAGAAGUGAGGCCUCCCGACCGCCGCCGCCUCCUGCCCGACGGCGGGCCUGCUGCGUGGUCGGGCCUGGCUUCCGAGGUGGGGGCGCCAAGGGACAGUCUAGGUGGUGGGUGGGAGGCGCCUCCCCAUGGGGACGCCUGGCCUCUCCCGGGCCUGGGGUCUGCUCUCUGCCCGGCAAGACCUCGUGUGCUUGUGCGAUAGGGGUGCUCCCUACCUCGCAGGGCUGUUGGGAGGAGCCCCAAAGUGACGUGGUGAUCAGAAUAAAAGGGAUCUGAGCUCCGAAGUGGUGACACUGUGCUUGAACGGGGGGCGUCCAAGGGCCCCAGACGGUGGGGUUCCGUGGGGGACACGGCCGGUAGACCCCCCUCCAUGCCCGUGGAUGAGAAGGCUGGCGAGCGCCACGGGGUGGGAGGGGGACGGAGGGGACCCGAGGGUCUGCCUGAGCUUCUGGUCAGGACCUGAGGCCGGAGCCGGGACCAAGGGCUGGGACAUACCUGCACCACAAACGAAGUUUACCAUCCUUUGCAUGUAGCCAACUGUUCUUCAGGCUCGAAAGAAAAACGUGCGCGUGCAUGUGUGUGUGUGAGCGUGUGCACGCAGGCGUGUGCACGUCCUGCCUUUGAGACAUGGGAUCUUCUAGAGUAAAGGUGGCGGCCCCGGAGGACCGGCCGUGCCCCCGCUGAAGGAGGUCAGGACAGUCGGGAAUGGGAAGGACCAGAGGUGCUGUGAUGGGUGAAGGGCGGGGGAGCUGCACUUUGGGGGGCAUUUCCCAGUCAGAUCUGAGGACACGGCUCAGGGAGGAAGGGCCCCCCCCCAGACCCCUUGGCUGCAGCCUCUCAGGGCCUUUCUGUGGUGGGGGGCUCUGAAGUGGCUCCCAGGCUGGGGAGCGCCCAUGGAGGAGCUGGGGGGAGUCCAGAACAUGGAGAUGGGAGACGAGGGUCUGCCUGCAGCACCCACCCCCCCAUGUCAAGUGGAGGUGCCAUUUGAACUUGGGUUUCUGUGCUGUUGCUGUGUGUUUUUUAAAAACUAUCUUAGCCAGGAAAUUCCCUGGCAGUCCAGUGGUUAGGACUCUGCGCUUUCACUGCCCAGGGUGUGGGUUUGAUAGCUGGUCGGGGAACUAAGAUCCUUCAAGCCCUGCAGCACGGCCAAAAGAAAAACAACAACAACAAAACACAAACCAAAAAAAAACAGCAACAAAAACUAUCCUAGCCAGAGCCAAGGCAAAGCUUCUCAGCGCAGGGUGGGGAGAGGCAGAGCCCACUUACCUGAGGGGUUAUUGCAAAAUACCUGCCCA